Messenger RNA from Cynocephalus volans (Philippine flying lemur), 7398 nucleotides. Its product is annotated as polycystin-1-like protein 2. The record is from RefSeq and is a predicted model, not a curated record. Gene Ontology annotation, biological process: detection of mechanical stimulus. Gene Ontology annotation, molecular function: carbohydrate binding; protein binding; calcium channel activity. NCBI's taxonomy places the organism in Eukaryota, Metazoa, Chordata, Mammalia, Dermoptera, Cynocephalidae. The transcript is spliced from 43 exons. Gene Ontology annotation, cellular component: membrane. The coding region runs from base 1 to 7398 and encodes 2465 amino acids.
AUGAGUGCAGCGGGCUGGGUACUCCUGGGGCUCGCUCUGAGGUUUAGGGCCAUCCUUGCUAAGCCAGAGGAGGGCAACUUUUGCUCUAAGAGCCAGGUGGCCUUCAGAGAUGCUUGCUAUGAAUUUGUGCCAUUCAGACGCACCUUCCGUGGUGCCCAGAGCUGGUGUGAGGAGCAAGGAGGCCAUCUGGUCUUCAUUCGUGAUGGAGACACUCAGCAGUUCCUGCAGAAGCACAUCUUGCAGGACAGGGAGUGGUGGAUCGGACUCACAGGGAACUGGGCACAGAACGGAACUACAGAAGGUCCGGGGACCUGGCUGGACACCUCAAAUGUGAGCUACAGCAACUGGCGCAGAGGGCUGGCCGCACCUGCCCCCGACACCUGCGGCUACAUCGGGAGAGGCCCUUCCUCCGAGUGGGCGGCCACAGCCUGCACGCAGGCCUUCGCCUUCAUCUGCCAGCUUGGGGUUGGCCAGAGCCUGGCCUGCGAGGGCCUCAAUGCCACCAUGCACUGUGGCUCGGGGGAGGUCAUCCAGAUCCAGGAUGCCUUCUACGGGCGCCAGACCCCCCAUUAUUGCACCCAGGAUGCUGGGCGUCCCUUGGACCUGGAGGAGGAAUGCAGCUGCGUCAGCGUCAAGGACGAAGUGGCAGGCCAGUGCCAGGGGCUGCAGGCAUGCCAGGUGGCGGCAGAUGGGACCUACUUUGGAGACCUGUGUCCAUCUCGGGGCAGCUACCUGUGGGUGCAAUACCAGUGCCGGGAAGGCCUGCAGCUGAUGGUGUCCAAUGAGAGUUUUAUCUUCGACAACAUCACCAUCUCCCUGACAUGGCUUCUCUCCCCCUAUAUCGGAAACCUGUCCUGUAUAAUUAGUACGGGAGAUGGCCACACUUUUGAUCCCUACUACCCUCCCAGUUUGUCCAGCAACGUCACCCACCAGUUCACGUCUCCCGGGGAAUUCACCGUGUUUGCUGAGUGCACAACCAGCGAGUGGCAUGUGACAGCUCAGAAGCAAGUGACAAUGCGAGACAAGAUGGAGAGGCUCAGUGUGACUGGAUGCUCUGGCCUGUCCAAGUCAGGAGCCAGCCCCCUCUGCCAGGCUGUCUUUGGGGAUCCUCUGUGGAUUGAGGUGGAGCUCGAUGGAGGAAUGGAGGUGACUUAUACUGUGCUUUCCGGCAACAUAACCCUUGCUGAGUUCAACACCCAGUGGGGCUCUCUACCAUACAAUCUGACCCUGGACAGAGAAACCCAGGAACUGAUGGGCCCUGGGAUGCACCCCCUGGAGAUUCGAGCCGUCAGCAACACCACCUCUGCACCCUCUAGAAACAUCACAGUCCACUUCGUGCAGCCCCUGUCAGGGUUGCAGGCCUCCUGGGCUUCUAACCAUUUGGAGCUCGGACAGGACCUAUUGAUCAAUGUCUCUGUGGUUCACGGCAUCCCAGAGAAGCUGACCUUUGAGGUGGCAGGACUCAACACAACCUUCUCCCAGGAAGAAGAGAGCUUUGGGCAACCAUUUGGGAUGUAUCAUGUGACAGUUCCUGUUGAAGGCACCUUUCUGGUCACUGUGCGCAUGCAGAAUGCCUUCUCAAACUUGAGUUUGGAUAUUGGAAGCGUCACUGUCACAGCCCCUGACAGUCUCCAAGAACCAUCUGGAACAAAUGCUGAAGAAAAGAAUGGAGACAAAGACGAUGUGGAGGUGUACGUUGAACCUGGUCUGUACGUGGAUCCUUUCACGACAGUGACCCUGGGCUGGCCAGACCACGACAAGGACUUACAUUUCCAGUGGUCAUGUGGGCGUUGCUGGGCUCAGUGGAGAGACUGUGUUGAGAGGCAGCUGCUCCGCGCAGACCAGAGGGAGCUGGUGCUUCUACCGUCCUGCCUGCCGCCGCCUACCUCUGCUGUGACCCUGUGCCUGGCCGUCCUCAGAGGCCAGGAGCUGGAGAACAGGACAGAACGGUGUCUCUAUGUGUCGGCUCCCUUGGAACUCAGGCCUCGAGUCAGUUGUGAGAAGAACUGUGGGCCAGUGAAUGCUGAUGAAGACGUCCUGCUCAGGGUCACCAUGGGAGACAACUCACCAGUGGCCACAUUCAGCUGGUAUAUAGAUGACACUUCGCCAGAGAAGGCCACACACCUCCCGGAUGUGUGCAGACUCUCAGGCUUUCGGCCAAGCUCUCUAACCCUCCUUCAGAGCAACACGUCCACGCUGCUGCUGAACAGCUCCUUCCUGCAGACCUGGGGAGAGGUCAUCCGAAUCAGAGCCACAGCACUGACCGAGCACGCCUAUGGGGAGGACACCUACGUGAUCAGCACUCUGCCUCCCCCCGAGGUGCCCGCCUGUGCCAUUGCCCCAGAGGAGGGCACUGUUCUGACGAGCUUUGCCAUCUUCUGCAACACCUCCAUGGCCCUGGGACCCGUGGAACACUGCUUCUGUCUGGAAUCAGGCUUCUGCCUACACUGUGGUCCUGAACCUGCCCUCCCAUCAGUUUAUCUGCCCCUUGGAAAAGAAGACAAUGACUUUGAGCUUACCAUGGUCGUUACUGUCACCAAUCACGCAGGGAACAGACAGCAGACCCGUGUGGUGAUUAAGGUGGGACCCGGAGACACGCAUAUUGAGGAUGUGGCAUUCCAAGCUGCUGUGUCGGAGAAACUCACUGUCGCUCUGCAAGGCGAGCAUGGCCCUGAACAGCUCCUCCAGCUGGCCAAGUCCCUGUCCUCUGUGCUGAACCAGGAGUGCCAGGGCCAGAACUCCAGGCAGCCACUGAGCAUGGACACCAGACGCAAGGUCAGAGAGCGUCUGCUGGGGUUGCUGUCUGCGGUUACCACCAGCCUGGAGGAUGUGCAGAGGGUUUGGGGGCUGGCUGAGGUGCUGAGAGAGGUGACCCACCGCAGUGAGGAGCUCACAGGCUUGGCCCAGCGGGAGGCCAGCCAGACUUUGGAGCUUGCCAGUGAGGCCCUAUUGACAGUGAGUGCCAAGGCCCAUCCUGAGGACCAGAGGUACCAGGCAGCCACCAGGGACCUGUUUCAGGCUGUGGGCAGUGUGCUGGAAGCUUCCUUGAGCAAAAGGCCAGAAGAGCCUGCAGAGGCCAAUGGCAGCCAGACUGCCACUGUGCCACAGCUGCUCCGAGUUGCGGAGCGUGUGCAGACUGCCCUCCUGCUGGGGACACUGCCUGGGGGCCUUCCAGCCACACUGGCCACCCCCUCCAUCUCUGUGUACACACACAGAAUACGAGGACGGAGUUGGCGCGGCUCCUCUGUGCACAUGCCUGCUGCUAAUGCUGCUGCCUUCACUCUGCCUACCGCCUCCUCCCUCGGCUCUGGGGAGGACAGCCAGGAGCCUGUGGACAUAAGGAUGAUGAGCUUCCCAAAGAGCCCCUUCCCAGCCCGAGGUCACUUUGAUGUCAGCGGAACUGUUGGUGGCCUCCGUCUAACCAGCCCUAGUGGACAGCUCAUUCCUAUGAAGAAUCUAUCGGAGAAUAUUGAGAUCCUGCUGCCCCGCCUUCCUGAAGGACACAGCAAGCCGACCAUGUUGAAUCUGACCAGUCCUGAAGCUUUGUGGGUGAACCUGACUUCUGGGGAGGCAGCUCUGGGGAUCCAGCUGCACUGGAGACCUGGCAUUCCACUCACGCUCAGUUUGGGCUAUGGCUACCACCCCAACGAGACCAGCCACGAUGCCCAGACUCACCUUCCACCAACGGCUGCUCCAGAUGAGCUGUUCACGUGGAUCCUGAGCCCAGAGGACCUGCAUUUUGGGGAAGGUAUCUACUAUUUGACUGUGGUCCCUGAGUCUGACCUGGAGCCAGCCCCUGACAGGAAUCUCACAGUUGGCAUCACCACCUUCCUGUCCCAUUGUGUGUUCUGGGAUGAGGCCCAGGAGACUUGGGACAACUCCGGGUGCCAGGUGGGGCCGCGGACGACCCCCUCCCAGGCACAGUGCCUCUGCAGCCACCUUACGUUUUUUGGAAGCACGUUCCUGGUCAUGCCCAAUGCCAUUGACAUCCGCCAGACUGCUGAGCUCUUUGCCACCUUUGAGGACAACCCCGUGAUUGUGACCACCGUGGGCUGCCUCUGUGUGGCCUACAUACUGGUGGUGAUCUGGGCGAGGAGGAAGGAUGCUCAGGAUCAGGCCAAGGUGAAGGUCAGAGUGCUGGAGGACAAUGAUCCCUUUGCCCGGUACCAGUACCUGGUGACAGUCUACACCGGACACCGGCGAGGGGCAGCCACGUCCUCGAAGGUGACUGUCACCCUGUAUGGCCUGGAUGGAGAGAGUGAGCCCCACCACCUGUCAGACCCCAACACCCCAGUUUUUGAGCGAGGAGGAGUGGAUGUCUUCCUGCUCUCUACCCUGUUUCCCCUGGGGGAACUGCGGAGCCUCAGGCUGUGGCAUGACAACUCAGGGGACCGGCCAUCCUGGUACGUGAGCCGGGUGCUGGUCUAUGACCUGGCAAUGGACCAGAAAUGGUAUUUCCUCUGCAACUCGUGGCUGUCCAUCGACGUCGGAGACUGCGUCCUUGACAAGGUGUUUCCAGUGGCCACAGAACAGGACAGGAAGCAGUUCAGCCACCUGUUUUUCAUGAAGACCUCCACAGGCUUCCAGGAUGGACACAUCUGGUAUUCCAUCUUCAGCGGCUCUGCUCGGAGCAACUUCACCCGCGUCCAGAGGGUGUCCUGCUGCUUCUCCUUGCUCCUUUGCACCAUGCUGACCAGCAUCAUGUUCUGGGGUGUCCCGAAGGACCCAGCUGAGCAAAAGAUGGACUUGGGUAAAAUUGAAUUCACUUGGCAGGAAGUGAUGAUUGGGCUGGAGAGCUCUGUCCUCAUGUUCCCCAUCAACCUCCUGAUCGUUCAGAUCUUUCGAAAUGCCCGUCCUCGGAUCCCUAAGGAGCAGAACCCUGGGAAAGGCGACCGGGGAUCUCCCAACCUGACUCCAUCACCACAGCCCACGGAGGAUGGCCUUCUGACACCCGAAGCAGUGACCAAGGAUAUGUGCAGACUCGUCAGUUCACUGUUUAAAGCUCUGAAGGUUCCAUCCUCUGCCUUGGGCUGGGACUCUGUGAACUUGUUGGACAUCAACGAUCUCCUGGCCUUGGUGGAAGAUAUCAUUCGUCCACAGAACAUGGCAGGGCAGGUGUUCUGGGAGGAAGUCAGAAAGAGAGAGGACCCUUUAACACUCACUCUUGGGUCUACACAACUGAAAGAGAAAAUGUGCUGCCCCAAGCCCCAAGAGGCGCCGAAUGGCCCUUGGAAGGACAAUGCCUUCAGGCAGUGUCUCUACUUUCAGCUGGAGCAGGUGGAACAGGAGCUGCGGCUGGUGGGAGCCCAGGGCUUCCCCCAGCAUCACAGCUACGCCCGGGCCCUCAGGCAGCUGCAGACCCUGAAGGGCUGCCUCGGGGGACAGCCAUGUACCCCAGCCCUGGAACAUACCAGAGCUUCUCGGAUGAGCAGGCCCCCUCGCGGCCUGCCCUGGUGGUGUGUCCUGGUGGGCUGGCUCCUGGUGGUGGCCACCAGCGGUGUGGCGGGCUUCUUCACCAUGCUGUACGGUCUGCACUAUGGGCGGGCCAGCUCCCUCAGGUGGCUAAUCUCCAUGGCCGUGUCCUUCCUGGAGAGCGUGUUUGUCACCCAGCCUCUGAAGGUGCUCGGCUUCGCUGCUUUCUUUGCGCUAGUCUUGAAGAAGGAAGAGGAUGAGGAGGAGACUGCAGGCCCCCUGCUGGGGCAUCUGUCUGGUCCAGACCCCCAGGCCUUGUUCCGAGCACGGAGAAACAGCAGCAAGGACGUCUACCGGCCUCCGCUCGCCACUGCCCUGGAGAAGAUGAGAACCGCUAACCUCAAGGAACAGAAAGCAUUUGCCCUAAUCAGAGAAAUCUUAGCCUACCUGGGCUUCCUGUGGAUGCUGCUGCUGGUAGCCUAUGGGCAGAGGGACCCCUGCGCCUACCACUUCAACAGGCACCUCGAGCACAGCUUCACCCGAGGCUUUUCAGCCGUGCUGAGCUUCCAAGAGUUCUUCGAGUGGGCAAACACCACCCUCAUGAACAACCUGUACAGUCAUUACCCAGGCUUUAUCACUGAUGGGAACUCCAAACUGGUUGGCAGUGCCCAGAUUCGCCAAGUGAGGGUCCGGGAAAGCUCUUGCCGUCUUGCCCAGCAGCUGCAGUCUUCCUUAAACGGAUGCCGUGCACCAUAUUCCUGGGAUGUAGAAGACCUGGCGGACUAUGGGGAAGGCUGGAAUGCCUCCACCCUCAAUAACAGCAGUGGCUUUCCCCAGGCUUGGCAGUACCAGAGCCAGAGCCAACGUCGAGGUUAUCCCACCUGGGGCAAACUCACUGUGUACCGGGGGGGAGGCUAUGUGGUCCCCUUGGGGACUGAUCGCCAGAGCACAUUGAGGAUUCUCCAGUACCUCUUUGACAACACCUGGCUGGACACCCUGACCAGAGCCGUGUUUGUGGAGUUCACCGUCUACAAUGCCAACGUCAACCUAUUCUGCAUUGUCACGCUGACGCUAGAGACCAGCGCCCUGGGAACCUUCUUGGCGCAUGCGGCCCACCAGAGCCUCCGCCUGUACCCCUUCACUGACGGCUGGCAUCCCUUCGUGGUGGCAGCGGAGCUGCUUUACUUCCUCUUCCUCCUCUACUACAUGAUGGUGCAGGGUAAGCUCAUGAGAAAACAGAAGUGGGGCUAUUUCUGCAGUAUGUGGAACCUUCUGGAGCUGGCCAUCAUCCUGGCCAGCUGGAGCGCCCUGGCAGUGUUUGUGAAGAGAGCCAUCCUGGCAGAGCGUGACAUCCAGCACUACUGGAACCACAGGGAGGAGGGAAUCAGCUUCAGUGAGACAGCAGCAGCCGAUGCCGCCCUUGGCUACGUCAUUGCCAUCUUGGUUCUUCUGUCCACAGUGAAGCUCUGGCAUCUGCUCAGGUUGAAUCCCAAAAUGAACAUGAUCACAUCAGCACUACGCCGUGCCUGGGGUGACAUCUCAGGCUUUGUCAUUGUCAUCAUUAUCAUGCUCCUGGCUUACUCCAUGGUGUCAAACUUAAUAUUUGGUUGGAAACUCCUUUCCUACAAAACCCUCUUUGAUGCUGCCGAAACUAUGAUCAGCCUUCAGCUCGGAAUCUUCAACUACGAGGAGGUCCUGGACCAUAGCCCAGUGCUCGGCUCCUUCCUGAUUGGGUCCUGCAUCGUUUUUAUGACUUUUGUGGUACUGAAUCUGUUUAUCUCUGUUAUCCUGGUGGCCUUCAGUGAGGAGCAAAAAUACUAUCAGCUGUCAGAGGAAGACGAGAUCGUCGAUUUGCUGCUGAUGAAAAUACUCAGUUUCCUGGGAAUUAAAUGUACAAGAGAGAAGCCUCGAAGCAGCAGUGAGCAGCCCACGUCACUGUCUGUGGCUUGGUCCCCUCAACCCACACAAGCUUUGCCCAAGGUUUAA